CAAAAGCGCCGAAGAAACGUCCCUCCCGCCGCCGCACAGAGCAACACAGAACUGGAUAUCUGCACGCGAGAGCAACGUUUGCUUCCAUAAUAACAUUUCACUUCGCGUCUGUGCUUUAAUACCGUUACGCGUUUGAACACAUUUCGAGCGGAUACAGCGGUAGUAUCUGACGAGGAGCCGCAGACCUGCCGAUAUUCAUUGAAAGCCCGCGGUGAAGUCGGACACGCUGAUGGCGGCGACAGUGGAGGAGCUUUACCGUAACUAUGGCAUCCUCGCCGACGCCAAAGAGGAUCUCAGCACGCACAAAGAUGCAUAUCAGGUAAUUCUAGAUGGUGUCAAAGGAGGAGUGAAGGAAAAGCGACUGGCUGCUCAGUUCAUUCCCAAAUUUUUCAGCAGUUUUCCAGAGCUGGCCGAUGCAGCCAUCAACGCGCAGCUCGAUCUGUGUGAGGAUGAGGAUGUUUCUAUCCGAAGGCAGGCUAUCAAAGAACUUCCUCGUUUCGCGUCUGGAGAGAAUUUACCCAGAGUCGCAGACAUUCUCACACAGCUCUUGCAGACAGAUGAUUCUGCUGAAUUCAAUCAAGUCAACACUGCUUUGAUCUCCAUAUUCAAAAUUGAUGCUAAAGGAACUCUGGGAGGUUUGUUCAGUCAGAUUCUGCAGGGAGAGGAUAUUGUUCGAGAAAGAGCCAUCAAGUUUCUCUCUACUAAGUUGAAAACAAUGCCAGAAGACAUAAUGACAAAGGAGGUGGAAGAUUACAUCUUUGUGGAGACAAAAAAGGUUCUAGAGGAUGUGACGGGCGAGGAGUUUGUGUUGCUGAUGCGUAUCCUGUCUGGACUGAAAAGCAUGCAGACUGUAAGUGGAAGGCAGCAGCUGGUGGAGCUGGUGGUUGAACAGGCCUUCCUGGAACAGGCUUUAAACCCCGCAGAUGCUGACAGCGUGGACCGGCUCCUGCAGUGCACACGCCAGGCCUUGCCACUCUUUUCUAAAAAUGUGCAUUCUACUCGAUUUGUAACGUACUUCUGCGAGUUUGUUCUGCCCAACCUCAGCCUGCUGACCAGCCCUGUGGCAGAACUGGACAUCCAGCUGGAGGUACUGAAGCUAUUAGCAGAGAUGAGUCCGUAUUGUGGCGACAUGGACAAGCUGGAGGUCAAUCUCAAUAUGCUGUUUGAGAAGCUCCUGGAGUUCAUGCCCCUGCCUCCAGAAGAGGAAAAUGGAGAGAACGCAGCGAAUGAAGAGCCCAAACUCCAGUUCAGCUACGUGGAGUGUCUGCUCUUCAGCUUCCACCAGCUGGGGAAAAAACUACCCGACUUUCUCAUCGACAAAGUCAGCGCAGAGAAGCUGAAGGACUUCAAGAUCAGGUUACAGUACUUUGCUCGAGGUCUGCAGGUUUAUAUUCGACAGCUGCGUGUUGCUUUGCAGGGCAAGACUGGAGAUGCAUUGAAAACAGAGGAGAACAAAAUCAAAGUCGUGGCUUUGAAGAUCACCAACAACAUAAAUGUUUUAAUCAAGGAUUUGUUUCAUAAUCCUCCAUCCUACAAAAGCACAGUCACACUAUCUUGGAAACCAGUACAGAAAACCGAAGCAGCAGCAGCAGCAAUCGGCCAGAAGAGGCGGUCUGGAGAGGACCUCGGGGCGACAGCCACAACAAAGAAACAUCCCACAAAUUUGCCCAGGAGAGAUGCCCGACAAAUCUAUAAUCCACCCAGUGGGAAGUACAGCGCCAGCAUCGGGAACUUUUCAUAUGAACAACGAGGAGGCUUCAGAGGAGGAAGAGGACGAGGUUUCGGAGGAAGAGGGAACAGAAGCCGAGGCCGGAUUUAUUAAGAGGACUGAAUAUGCUUCCAUACUCAUGCAAACACAACAAUUUCUCUCUGUUGACACUUUUCUGCUUCCCGGUCUUGACUGACCUCCAUCCAUUCGCUUUCUCAACAUUUUAUUUUUUAUUUUUUAUCUUGGGUGUGUUUUUGGAAAUCAGUUCAGUAUAGCAUCUUGUCCUUGGUUGGCCGUUUGGUUGCAAAUUAGUGGUUUUGUGUUUUGUUUUGUUUUUUUCUCUCCAUCGUCUUUAUGAAUCAAAAGACUGCCAAGGUGUGUAUCUUUUUUCUUUUAAGAUUGUUUUGUAUGGUGACCUGCAUCCUUUGUAUCUUUUUUAACUUUUUAAUUUUUCAGCAUUUUGUUGAAUAAAAAAAAAAAAUCACAGAUUUGUAAGACGUAGAAUUAAUAUUCUUCUGAAUUUUAUCAAACGUGUGUGAGUCAAAUCUUAUCUUUUCUUUUUUUCAGGACAUGUAUAUUUAAGUUUGUAUGACACCUAUUAUGCCCUGAUGUAUGUUUGUUAACUUGAUUGUAUUAAGUUAAAUUCUAGAUUUCUUUUCCAACAUAAGUCAAAUAUUCCAUGGUAAUUGUCCCUUUAGAGAAGGAUUGCCUUUUCAAUAAGUUACAAAAAAAUUGAAGGAACCAGUUGUUUUCAAAUGUUGCUUGCAUAGAUUUGAGUUCGUAUUCGAUUUCAAAUGUUGUGCAUGCUUAGUUUGUAGGAGACAUUUAAGUGUUUUGAUUUGACAAAUCUGACAUUUAUUGUAUGUAUUACUGCUGUUGGUGUUCAUUUCAAGAUAUUUCACCCACAUUAAAAAUCUUUUUGCCUUUUUUCAAAA
This is a messenger RNA of Danio aesculapii, 2643 nucleotides long. It is a transcript of the gene api5, whose product is annotated as apoptosis inhibitor 5. Gene Ontology annotation, cellular component: nucleus. The transcript has 14 exons. Gene Ontology annotation, molecular function: RNA binding. The coding region runs from base 230 to 1822 and encodes 530 amino acids. The record is from RefSeq and is a predicted model, not a curated record. Lineage: Eukaryota; Metazoa; Chordata; Actinopteri; Cypriniformes; Danionidae. Gene Ontology annotation, biological process: negative regulation of apoptotic process.